AUGGUUAGAACUAUUUACUCACCCGAAUAUUGUCUGCAAUAUUUAGAACAGUUUGCGUCUCAAGAAAUUUUCGUUACAGGAUUAAUUCUGGGACAGAUUACUAGCUCUCGCGAAAAUGUUAUACAUCUAGCUCGAACGCCAGAAGAAAAAAGUACAGACAACGUAACCGAAGAAAGUUUCACUUCGGACAAACAAGAACCCGUAAAAAAUUUACUUGGAGUCUCUGAGGCAUGGGUUGCCGAUCAUGCCAAACACGUGACAAGAAUGUUACCGGGUGGUGUGUUUGUUCAAGGUAUUUUUAUUACAAGUGAUGAAGACAUUUUUGAAGAACCCAACUAUUUUAGCAAAGUGAAGUCUAUUUUAAAUUAUAUGUACAGAGUACUAAACAGUAAUCAGUAUAUGUUUGCCAACUGUCCCUACUCCAAUGAAAGGUUGAUCUUACACAUGUCAACAAGCACAAAAGUACUAACAUGCAAAAGUGUAGAAAUAGGUGGACUAAACAAGAAUACUUCAAUUAAACCAGUUGAAUGGAAAUUUUUGUCUAAACCACAGCAAUGGCAGAGGUUAGACUGUUAUUAUGAGUUUGAUGAUGUUUACCCUGUAAUUGUAAAGAACAGUGGCAUUUCAGUUAAACAACAGUUUCAGAAAAUACUGGAGUCUGCACAUAAAAUAAUUGAUUCAAGUGUGAUGUUCAUUGACGGUGAAUUGAAAGAUGGUUCGGAGCAGUUGGAACAAAUCAUAAAAAAGAAAAAAUCAAAAAACAACACCAAAACUUCACAAGACUUGCCUAAGUCUAUGCAUGUGUCAUUAUUUGUGCCAUUUGAGAAUGCCCUCCCUGAAACUGUGGAGUAUUUGGAAUGUGAUGGCAGUAUACACUUUAGCGGUGUAGUAUCUUCGAGUGUGUUUGUGUAUCCUAAGGCAACAGUUAGUGAAGCAAUUGCAGCAGUGAAACAAGAUAUUAUAAGAUCAUUAGCAUCUCGUUUUACUAUGCACUGUGAUGCGCUAAUUGAUGAUAAUUUACUUCCUGAAGAGAAAGUUUGUUUUAAUGAGCCUCCACGGCGUGUGUUGGUGCCAGUUGGGUCACUAUAUCUCUGUGACUAUCUUUUCCCUGGGGAAGCUCCAGCAGAAGCCCUACUAUCCGUUAGAGAGUUAUUGGAUUUGCAGAUAACCGAAACUGAUGUGAUUUGUGACAUUGAAACACCAGCAGAUACGUCGGAGUUUGAUGCUCUUGAUCGAGACACGAGCAGUGAAGAACUUUUAGCCACUCCACAAGAAGCAAGCCAGUUUAUGUACAUUACAGGCAUUUGCUUUGCCAUGUUUGUAUUGUUGGUCUCUAUUUUAGUUCACUAUUAUGAUGGUAUUGUAGAUUUUAUAGUUGUCGGCGCCCGGCACCUUCCUUCCUUGUUUGGGUUGAGUCGAGCUCAUGGAUAUAUUGUUAAAGUCAAAAUUUUUCCAGGUGAGAGCAAAUAUGAAACCACCUUGCAAGAAAGUUCUUGGCCCGUCUGGAACGAAGAUUUUAAAUUUCAGUUAAAACAGACGCCAGCGAAGAAGCCAUCCGAAAAAAUCGACCUUCAAAACCAGCUCGCCGGCCAUUUUUUGUCACUAACGAUAUACGCUUUGUUAGAAGCACCAAAACAAGACUCCGAGCGACGACGAAGUGCAAAAACCUUAGACACGAAAAAAACAAGUAAAAUAGGUGAUGAGGACGCAAUGAAACCAAAACCGGGGUUCCUUGAAAAAACCUUCAGUAGUUUUAAGUCGACAAAGGCAGAAGCCGCAGCACAAAAAAUGAUUUUGGAGAAACGGCGGACGGUAGGCGCCGCAACAUGGAACUUCGAUUCUAAACUGUUUCAGAACGACCUAAAAAAUGGUUUGAUCGGUACCCCCGAUAUAUGGAGGCCUAUAAACGCCAUCGCAAGCGGUUUAUCGGCAGCUGAAUCACGGAGAGAAAAUAAGAAGGGUCAAUUGGAGGUGACCCUACUGUACACGGCGAGCGAGGAUGGGCUCAAUGACACGGUGCAACUCACUAUCAACCGACUGCGGUGUAGUGUUCAGACCAUGCAAGAACAGGAGCAGUAUAAAGCGCCGCUGUAUUUGAAAGCCACAAUAUUGGAAGCGAAUAAAGCUGAGUGCUAUUGGAAGAGCGAUCGAUUCGUCCCCGCAAUAUCUGCCAGAUGGGAUCCGAAAUCUGCCACAGUAAAGCUAACUGUUUUCAAGGCGAAUUUGAGUAAAGUUAGCAUUUACAUUAGUCUAGGGUGUAAGACGAAAAUGGCGAAGAAGGAAAUAUUAGGGAAGGCGACUAUAGAUGAAAAAUCUUGUUAUGCCGACAGCUGGAAAGAGUGCCUCCGCCAGCCUGGAAUUCCCAAAACUUUCUGGGUCAACUUUGAAUAA
This is a messenger RNA of Parnassius apollo (apollo), 2391 nucleotides long. The record is from the annotation of a GenBank genome assembly. Lineage: Eukaryota; Metazoa; Arthropoda; Insecta; Lepidoptera; Papilionidae.